AUGAGUGAACAUCAACAACAGCUACAGCAGCAGAAGGCAGAGACAGCUGAUGUAGCCUCAGUGACAUCUCAACAACAACAAGUUGUGGAUGGACUUGAUUGUGAAUGCGAUGAUUUGGGCAUCAUAGAGAAUAUAGCACCGCUAGAGUUGGAGACGUUGGAGUUUAUCGAACUGUCAUCACCAACGAAUAUAUAUAGUUGUACUCAUUUGAAUCAAGUUGCUGCGCCAUCAUAUGCGGCGGCAGUGAACAAUAGUUGUUUAACGAAUGGUCAGAGUGGAACAUUGUUCGUGGCAUCGCGCAAUAACAUCAUGUCGAUCACACCAAUUGAGGACAGGCGGCUAGGACUACAAUGGUUGACCAAUGAUAUCAUCACUCCACAACUUCUAUCAUCACCGCAGACGCCCAACCUCUCGCCCUCGACCUCGCCAUCAUCGACGGCCACAUCAUCAAAUAUUAACAAGUCCAAUCAGAACAGUAGCGGUGGCGUCGCGACACAACAGCCCGCAUCAGCAGCACAGAACCCACCAAUGAAUGUGAUGAAGUCACAUAUGCAACGACUUCCCCUGUCUCUCAAGUCACGCAUCCCUCCAAUGCAAAUGAAGCAACCUACACCUGGUAACAUGAUUGGCUCGGCAAUGCCCAGUGGUGCACCCACCAGUCAGCAACAGACAUCGCCUCACAUUGCCAAUCAAUCACCUGUCAGCAGCGGGAGCACUGCAUCCACUCCCGGAUCAAGCAAGUCACAACAACAUCUCUCGAAUCAGCCGCCAGAGGACAUCAUCGUGUCGAUCGACUCUGUCCUACGCAAUGGCAAGGCUACCAUUGCAAUGACUGUUAUACACGCGGCGCAACAGGGAUCCAGUCGUGGUCGACUGUCAUUCCAUCCCUGCAAACCUGGCCAACCCUCGCCACCAUCAUCCACCUCCAAAGCUGCCCAGUCCAUCCCACUAGACUUCACUCCCUUCCACCUCACACAUCCACCCUACCACCCCGACAGUACCGCCAAUGGUGCCUUCCUCCUGUCUGGCAGUGAUGAACGAAUACAUAUUUAUCAGCCAAAUGAACAACAUGAGUAUGUUGAAGGGGACAUUGGAGAACACUUCCCAGAGUUGGUCAACAUCCAAUCAUACGUCAUGCGCAUUGACAUUAGAUACCAUGGCAACAAUAGAUAUGUGGCAGUAGGUUGCCAGAAUGGACUUCUCCAGAUCACCAUCACAGAUUUGGAAACAAAACAACAGAGAACUGACUCUUGCUACUUUGAUGGGCCAGUUCAGACAUUGUCAUUGUAUACGGAUAGAGGCACUAUGGAAUCUGUGGCGAACACACCUGCCUUGGGCAAGAUGAGGUCAAUACCAUCAACCCUCCUGGGCAACUUGGCCGUGCAUUUGGCCUCGACGAACGACACAACACAACCACCACCUCAGUCUUCGGCACCCGUACAUCUGGUCGCUGGCAGCAUCAUCGGAUACGUGAUGGUCUUUAGGAACAUAGGCGAGAGCAUGCUAAAGGAGUUUGAGAUACUCGAUCAAUCAGACUCAUUUAAUGGCGUGACCUGUGUUGAUGUGUUUGACAUUGAUGGCGACGGAGUCAAUGAGCUGCUGGUAGGAACGUACGCCACAGAGCUACUAGUGUAUAAACUGCGCAACACCAUCAUACCAAGCCACAGCAACAACUUUAAUGAACAGUUGUCAGGGCUUGGGCAUGGUAUGGUUCACAACCAACAGAUCUAUACUCUGACGAAUCACAAGCACUUCUCACAUCCAAUCCAAGGCAUACUCAAUUGCAAGCUGUUAAACGAUGGCAUGCACCAGAGUGUUGUGAUCACAAUGUUUGGUCCCAAUCACCAAGUACGAACAAGAGAUUAA
This is a messenger RNA of Acytostelium subglobosum LB1, 1866 nucleotides long. RefSeq lists its product as hypothetical. Gene Ontology annotation, molecular function: actin filament binding. The transcript is spliced from 5 exons. Bases 1 to 1866 code for a protein of 621 amino acids. The record is from RefSeq and is a predicted model, not a curated record. Gene Ontology annotation, biological process: actin filament organization; negative regulation of TORC1 signaling; cellular response to amino acid starvation. NCBI's taxonomy places the organism in Eukaryota, Evosea, Eumycetozoa, Acytosteliales, Acytosteliaceae. Gene Ontology annotation, cellular component: lamellipodium; KICSTOR complex; actin cytoskeleton.